GACCGCGCCCGCUCGCUCCCUUCUACCACCGCUCAGGUAAGACUACCUUGUUCCUCCAAGUGUCCGGUGCUGAGUAUAAAAGCGUUGCACUCUGACGGGAACAGCAUCACUUGAUCACAUCAAGCAAUCAAACACACACAUACAAUGGCUUUCGUUAAGGUCCUGGCCGUCGUGGCCCUCGCUGCCGCCGCCAACGCCGGAGUCGCCCCCGUCGGCUACGCUGGCUACGCCGCCGCACCCGCCUAUGGGUACGGCCGCGCUUAUGCCGCCCCCGCCUACGCUGCCGCCCCCGCCUACGCUCGCGCCUAUGCCGCCCCCGUGGCCACCGCUACCUAUGCCGCCCCCGCCUACGCUCGCGCCUAUGCCGCCCCCGCUGUCGCUGCCUAUGCCGCCCCCGUGGCCACCGCCCACUAUGCUGCCCCUGCUCACUACGCCGCCCCCGCCGUUGUCAAGCAGCCCGUUGACUACUACAGCCACCCUCAGUACCAGUUCGAGUACGCCGUCCACGAUGCCCACACCGGUGACGUGAAGAGCCAGAGCGAGCACCGCGACGGAGAUGUUGUCAAGGGCCAGUACUCCCUUGUCGAGCCCGACGGCACCACCCGCACCGUCGACUACACCGCUGAUGCCCACAACGGAUUCAACGCCGUCGUCACCAAGUCCGGACACGCUUCCCACCCUGCCCCCGUUGUCCACAAGGCCGUUGCCCCCGUGGUCGCCCACGCCGCCCCCGUCGUGGCCCAUGCCGCUCCCGCCUACGGCUAUGCUGCUUACCACCACUAAGGAGUUUUACCCCUAAACUUUUCCUUUCAAAAAAGACUUUCCCCCCAAAACCAAAUCUCGCCUCAUAAGUCCCUCGCCUCAUUGUGUAUUAUAUAAUUGCGCGUCCGCCGCUUGACUCUUCGAUUGAUCGUUCCAUGAUUCCUCUGAUUUGCUAUGCGAGCAUCAACGUUUGAUUAUUUCUUUCCUCGCUUAUCCACAUCACGCACUGUUGAAUGCCAUUUUCAUCUCGCGCACCACUGCGCGGUUUUUGUAAUAAGACAUGUAUGACAAUGAAGUCAAAAAAUAAAAAAUAAAAACAAACAAAAAUCUCUUUUUCCUUUA
Neocloeon triangulifer is the source of this 1104-nucleotide messenger RNA. Its product is annotated as cuticle protein 19-like. The transcript is spliced from 3 exons. NCBI's taxonomy places the organism in Eukaryota, Metazoa, Arthropoda, Insecta, Ephemeroptera, Baetidae. Gene Ontology annotation, cellular component: extracellular matrix. The record is from RefSeq and is a predicted model, not a curated record. The coding region runs from base 145 to 783 and encodes 212 amino acids.